Messenger RNA from Podarcis lilfordi (Lilford's wall lizard), 35134 nucleotides. Lineage: Eukaryota; Metazoa; Chordata; Lepidosauria; Squamata; Lacertidae. The record is from the annotation of a GenBank genome assembly.
AUGAAGCUCCCGGUUGUAGCCACGGUUCUUUUAAUCUCUGCACUUUGUGCAAGAGAAACGGAUGCACAGGUGAGAUGGAAACGGACUUCUAGUAGAACUGCAUCAGCUUUUAAUUGGAUGCUAGUGGGGGGAGGUUGGGGGGGGGGACCUAAACCAAUGUGAAUCUAAAGUGUCAUGUUAUUUAUUGACCAGAAGCCCCGAACCCAGCUUGCUCGGGAAUUAUCAAAAACAAUUUUUUAAAAAUAAAAAUUGGAACUAGUGGUUAAAAUCAGGACAGUUUUUAAAGGUUCAGUUUGCCCUCUUGAUUCAAAAUGUCAUCUGGUCCAAACAUAGAUGACAACCUGCUCCUUCAUCUCAGGAACCAUCAUGCAAGAUUUAGUUAUGGUAGCUUAAGAAGUGUCCAAAUGAAUAGCGAACAAACAGUUUUCCAAAAUAAUUAAUAGAUACCUGUGCUUGCCUUCAGUGAUGGAAGUCAAGGCACUGUUUAUAAAAACCAGAGAGUUUUGAGAGGGCAUCUUGCUUGUAAGAAGAAGCAGUGGGGGCCAGUGUGGUAACUGUGUUAGUUGACUUAUCUCAGUUUCUCAUUUCUCUUUAGCUUUGUUCUCCAAGUAGAUUGCAUUAAAGAAAAAUGUAAUUCUGAAAAUUCAUCAGCAUUUCAUUACGAAUUUCUAAAUUUUACAUGUUUGCAAGCAAUUUCCCCUAAUAUACACAUUUCUGCAAGGCAGUACCCCCCAGUGUAAUACAUUUUGUAUGCUGUUUUCACUAAUGCUCACACUUUACCCUGGUAUUGUGCAUGCAUGUUUGUACACAUUACCUGGCUGGUAAUUUGGAAGGGUGACUGCAUUUCAGUUUGCGCAUUGUUUUGGAAAGGGCAGAUUAGGAUGGUUUGCUUUUAAAUACAACCAAUUUGAAUUUCGUUGCCACUCCUUGCAACAUGGAAGGUAACUGACUGAAGUGGGGAGCUUUGGGUUAAAACCUUGUUUUCCUGUAUGUUAAUGUCUCCCAAUUGUGGAGAGGGCUUGAGUCCACAUACAGUGCUUCCAGAGAAUGCAACAAACCCUUUUGUGCUCGGAUAUAAGAGAGUAACUAAGGCAGAACUCCUAUUUGCACUUACCAGGGCAUAAGUCCCAUUGAACUCAAUGGAAGUUACUUUUGACUCUGAAUAGGAAUGAAUAGGAUCGUACUGUGAAUCCAGCUUGCAAAUAAUGGCUUAUGUCACAGGGUCUAUUUCAAAUUAAAUUCAUGGAAACUAACAGCAUUGUUUCAAUUGUUUUGUUAUAGCAGUGGAAUCCUGGUUUUGGUGCCUCCGUAAGUACGACACAUUUUGUCCAUCUGCUUUUGUUAUGCUUUCUCUCAAAAAGGAUGCUACGCGAGUAGGAUCUGCGACAAAACACCCUCACUUGUUUAACAGGACCAGUCCUGUUCUGGGCUAGAAUUAGCCAUCUUCUUCCAGGGUCCUACUUGAUCAGACCAAAGACCCAUCUAGUCCAGCAUCCUGUUCUCACAGUGGCCGAUCAGAUGCCUUUGAGAAGCUCCAAAGCAGCGCAUGAGUAGAACAGCAACUCUCCACACUUGUGAUGCCCAACAACUGAAGGCAGUACACAGCUCUUGUGGCUAGUAGUAGCAGAAGCCUUAGCCCUCCACGAAUUUGUCGAACUCCCCUUUUAAAGCCAUCCAAGCUUCCAGCUAGCACUAAAUCCUGUGCUAGCAAAUUCCAUGCUUCAGCUAUGCACAGGGUGAAGCAUCCUCAUGCUGGGGAGAAGAGUGGGCUGGAAAGGUUGCACUCAUGCUCCUCUUGUGGGUUUUCAUGAAAAAUAAAAUUCAUGUUAUAUUUUUAUUUUAAAAGAAGACAUUCUGCCUCUUCUUACCCUGGGCUGGGCUGGUCAGCUUACAGGAUCCUAUCAAAAGCACUGGACCUGCCUAAGCUGUUAUUUUCCUCCUGGAAAGGGCUUUUCCUGGAAUGAUCAGUUUUUGUGCAAAUAAAUUUCCACGUGGAGGCAGCCAAGAGCUAUAGAUAGGGAUGGAAUUUCCUGCAAAUCUCAACAGCAAGCUUAUCCACACUGAUUUUUGGUUUCGUUGUGGGGAUGUAAGGCAGGCAAGGAAAAGGACUGAACCACCUUUGUCUCUUGAUCUUUUACAGGUUAGUUAUUCCGGCCCAAAUGUGCCUCCUCCACCUCCGCCUCAGCCUCCUCCUCCAGUAAGUAUAAGAAAGUUUUCUUUGGGUCACUGUGACUCUGUGCUAUGAGGUAUGAAGCUACAUAGCUCAUUAUAUCAAUUGGUAGUACCUUAUUCAGGGGAGGGUGUUUAUCAGAGGCUGCACCUGGAGCAAGGUCUGAGAUGGUCGCUGUCUUCAUUCUGCUCUUUGUUCUCUUAGGUUGCUUAUACACCAUGCAUAUAAAGCAAAUUUAAAGCUCACACAACCCCCAAAUCUUGGGAAUUGAUGUAUGUUAUGGGUUCUGGGAAUUGUAGCUUUGUGAAGGGUAAAUUACAGUUUCCAGAGUUCUUGGGUGGUGUUGGGGAUGUACGUUUAUGCAACAAUUUUUUUUGAAUAAUAUUUGAACAGGGAGGGCAUUCUGGGACAGGGAGCCACCACUGAAAAGGCUCUCUCUCUCUCUCUGGUCUUCAGUUGGUGGUUCUGCUUGGCAUCACUGUAAUUUCAUUGUGAAGAUGUGAGUGUGACAAAUAAGCUGUGCUUCUUGAUCUUUUUCAGGGUUCUUACGACGGCCAAAAUUCGGUAAGUAUGAGAAACGAUUCCUUGGACGAUUCAGAGUAUGGGUUAUCAGACAAUUUCGCUCAACUUAUACACCCUCAGAUAGCUACUGAAAAGGUUUUCUCUCUGAUCUCCAGCCACCACACUGCAGAUGGAGGGGGAAUCUGGAGAACGACCUUUUCCAAGGUUGAUUUGAUUCCCCACCUCGUUCCCAAUCUUUACUCCCCUCUUGUUCCUGAUGUAGAUCUUUAUUUCUCCCUUGCUUGUGAUGUUGAUCUUCACCCACCCCUUCUUCCCUGGCAGGGCAGGUGGGCCUUUUUGUGGUUUGGCUCAGGUGGCAAAAUGUCUUGGGCCGACCCUGGCUCCAGAGCACACAUCAUGCUGAAUUAUAGCUGUUUGUGGCUCCCUGCCAUUGCAUGGAUGAACCAGUACUGACAGUGGCUGGCCCCAGUUUUUUAAGGACCUGGACUUGGCUCGUCAAUACGUGCUGUGGUUCUGCUUGAUUUCCAUUGUGCUUCUGUAGGGGUGAUGUCUGGUGGGCAAGAGACAGAACGGAGCAACUUGCUGACAUAUCUUGGUCUUUUUCAGGCCUAUCUCGGUGUUCAGGCCCAACCUUGGCAGCCUCAACCUGCCUCAGUAAGUAUGAGAAACUCUUCUUUGGAAGAUUCUAGGUUCUUUGAUAUGGGGCGUUAGACUAUGCAGCUUGGUUUAGAUAUCACUUAGUAGUACAUGGCUCAGAAACUGAGCAUUGGGAAAUCAGCUGGAGCGGACUCUGAGGCAACCUUCACUUGUAUCCCUCUCUUCACUCUCUUAGUUCUUCAAAGUUUUUGGUAAUACAGUGGUACCUUGGGUUAAGUACUUAAUUCGUUCUGGAGGUCCGUUCUUAACCCGAAACUGUUCUUAACCUGAAGCACCACUUUAGCUAAUGGGGCCUCCUGCUGCUGCCGCGCUGCCGGACCACGAUUUCUGUUCUUAUCCUGAAGCAAAGUUCUUAACCCGAGGUACUAUUUCUGGGUUAGCAGAGUCUGUAACCUGAAGCGUAUGUAACCUGAAGCGUAUGUAACCCGAGGUACCUCUGUAAUGGUAAUGAAGGCACCAGGAGGACCUCCCUGGAGAAGGCAGGGAGUCACCAUCAAAAAGGUUCUCUCUCUGGUCUGCACCCACCACACUUCAGAUGGAGGGGUUGUCUGGAGAAACGCCUAAGGUGACAAUCUCAGUUGAUACAAGAGAAGGCAGGCAAGCAGGUAUUUGGGUUAGUGCUUUUAAGGAUAAGAGAAGCACUUUGAAUUAAGCUUGGAAACUCAUUUUAAAUGGAGUGGAAAUAUGUAAGGAUGCUUAAAACAGAGUUCACAGACUUUUUUGCGUGUGAGGGCCACAUUCACUGUUCAUCAGCCCUCUGAGGGCCGCAUGCCAGUGGUGGGCGUGGCCAAAAUGAAACCCAUGCAGGUGCUCCAGGUUUCCCUGCUUAUUUGGUUUAUUUAUAUUGUAUCCAAGGCACUGAUACCCCCAGCUUUUAGUCAAAAAGACUGACGUGCAGAAAUCUCCAUCAAAGACAGUCCCUGCCCCCAGACUCACAAACUAAAAAGACAUGGCAAUCUAAAGACAAUCUAAAAAGACCAGAGAUUUACAGAAGAUUGGAAGAAGUAUGUGAAUUACUUGAAAAGCAACUGUAAUCAACAAAUUACGCCAGUAGGACUACAAGAAGUUUUGUAAGGAGAAAUAUACGAAGUGUUACAAAGUAGAAAAAGAGAGAGAGAAUGGUUAUGAGUUUGAAAUGAAAUAGGGAAAAUAAGAGAUUAGACUGGAAAAUUUUCAGACAGGACUGAUGGAAGUCAAAAAAAUUGAAUAAGAUGUAAAAGUAUGUUUAAUUACUGUUGAAAAUGAUAUGUUAAAAAACUAAUAGAAAUUUAUAUAUAUAUAAAAUAAAAAAUAAAAAGACAUGGCACAUGAGGAAAGAGGACUGGGGAGGGAGGAGUGAAAAGCAAGCUCAAGCACAAGUUCUUCAAGUUACAGUUCGUAUAGUUCUGCCCAUGAUGCUGUCUCAGAUGCAACAGUAAAGACAGGUGUCACAUUUCCUCCAUAUAGUGUUGUUUCAUUUAUUUAACAGCCAGAGGAUGGUUUUAAUAUUUAUUUAAACACGGCCCUGUUCUGUGCUAGCUGCCUCACGCACAACUCACACAUGCAGUCUGCCUCUAGCUGAGCAACUGGUAUUCAGGAGCAGUUUAUGGAGAUGUGUGUCUGGCCAGAACUGAGUAACCUGUGCGUUUUGAUCUUUUCCAGAAUUAUGGCGGUGGCCCAAAGGGUUGCCAUCUUGUGGUUUGGCUCAGGUGGCAAAAUGUCUUGGGCCGACCCUGGCUCCAGAGCACACAUCAUGCUGAAUUAUAGCUGUUUGUGGCUCCCUGCCAUUGCAUGGAUGAACCAGUACUGACAGUGGCUGGCCCCAGUUUUUUAAGGACCUGGACUUGGCUCGUCAAUACGUGCUGUGGUUCUGCUUGAUUUCCAUUGUGCUUCUGUAGGGGUGAUGUCUGGUGGGCAAGAGACAGAACGGAGCAACUUGCUUACGUAUCUUGGUCUUUUUCAGGCCUAUCUCGGUGUGCAGGCCCAACCUUGGCAGCCUCAACCUCCCUCAGUAAGUAUGAGAAACUCUUCUAAGUUCUUUGAUAUGGGCCAUCAGAUUACGUGGCCAGUUUAGUAGUUCAUGGUUCAGGGUGGUCAGGAAGUGCAGCUGCAGCAGACUUGCGAGGUGGUCUUCCCCUCUCUUUGCUAUUAGUUCUCAAAUGUCACCUGUGUGAUAUUAAUGACAGUGCCAGGGGAGCCUCCCUUUUAAAAUGUGUCAGGGAGGGGAGAUUAUUGGGUUGUUCUUGUUUUUAUUUUGAUUAUGUGUUUUUAUACAGUGGUACCUCUGGAUGCUAACAGGAUCCGUUCUGGAGCCCCGUUCACAUCCUGAGCAGAACGCAACCCACGUCUGCGCAUCUGCGCGUGCGUGGGUCGCGAUUUGUCACUUCUGCGCAUGUGCAUGACGUCAUUUUGAGUGUCUGCACAUGCGCGAGCGGCGAAACCCGGAAGUAACGCAUUCCGUUACUUCAGGGUCGCCACAGAGUGUAACCUGAAAACGCUCAACCUGAAGCGACUUUAAUCCAACGUAUGACUGUAUUGUGAUUUUAUGUUGAGAACUGCCCUGAGACUUGCAAGCAUAGGGUGGCAUUACAAAUUUAAUAAAUAAUAAUAAUAAUGGCAUUCCAAGGUGAGGAGCUGCCACUGAGGUCUCCAGUAACAGUAUUGGAUCCAGGUGUUCUUCCAAGGGAGUACAAGCCUACAGGGCCUCCAUCUUCUCAGCAUUCAGCUUCACCCUAUUGUUUGUCAUCUAGACGAAACUAAACCAGGGACACCAGUCCAGGGUUUGACCCGUGGACCCUGAAACCCGCCCCCCAUGGGAAUAAUUGGCCCCCUGUGGUGAUAAGUUCCUCACCCCUACCAUAUUUAUUUAUUUUUAUUUCACAACGUUUAUAGGACUCUUCUGAUUGUCGUAAAACCUCUAGGCAGCUUGCAAACCUUAGGGAAGGCUUGUCCAUAUAUUCAGUUCUGAUUGCUGUGAGAGAAAGCAGGAUCAGUGAAUUUAUCUUUUAAUUUUCGUAGCAGGUGGGCUUGUACGUUGGCUCCCCUGGCCCGGUGAGUAUGACCACUUCUUUGACCUCCUUGUGUAAUAUCUCCAUUUUAACUUAUUUCUGCUGGGUGGAUACACUCACGAGCUCUUGCUCGAUUUUCUUGCAAGUUGGAGCUUUCUGACUGGCAUUAACAAUUUCCCUUCCCCCCCCCAAGUCCAGAAGAAUCUGCUUGAGACUAUAUUCCUUGUGCAGGAAUGAAAUUUGUGUAGCGGGAAUCAGUGUGCUCUGAGCUGACCCGAUGCCUCCAUUGAAAUGCAUAGAUUAGUGAAAACACCACACAAAAUACUUUCUGUUAAGCAAAAUUGUACGCAAACGUGUACAUUUGGAGGACUAGCACUAAAAUACUGAUUCAUUUCCAUGAGGACUUUUUCAAAAAUUGCAAAUGCGAAGUUUCAAAAUUGCAAAUGCGAAAAUUGCAAAUGCGAAGUUUCAAAAUUGCAAAUGCGAAAAUUGCAAAUGCGAAGUUUCAAAAAAUGACAAGCUGAUAUUGACAGAUUUGCCUAUCCCGAACUACAAAUCCUCCCUAACGGGAAUAGGGACUGGGUUAUUUAUUUACCAUCCAAAACAUUUAUAACCUGCUUCUCCUGACCAGAUUAACUCAAAAGCUGGGCUUGUUGGAACAGGGAUGGGGCAAGGGAAAUGUGUUGGCAACGUCAGGGAACGUUUGGGUUGGCCAUGGUCAACGGCAAAGCCAGGUGUCUCCCAGCCGUGCUGCCUUGCCUCGUCUCGCCUCACCCAACAAGCACAGUACUGCCACUGCCUUCACCCCACCACUCACAUGCUACUUCUGCAUGCUGGCUUGGGCUGAUGGGAGUUGAAGUCAAACAACAUCCGGAGGUCGCAGGUUCCCCAUCCCCACUGGGCCCUCUUUGCUGUAAUAAAGGUAAAGGUACCCCUGCCCCUACGGGCAAGUCUUGACAGACUCUAGGGUUGUGCGCUCAUCUCACUCUAGAGGCCGGGAGCCAGCGCUGUCCGCAGACACUUCCGGGUCACGUGGCCAGCGUGACGAAGCUGCUCUGGCGAACUGGCACCAGAGCAGCACACGGAAGCGCCGUUUACCUUCCCGCUAUAAAGCGGUACCUAUUUAUCUACUUGCACUUAAGGGUGCUUUCGAACUGCUAGGUGGGCAGGAGCUGGGACCGAACGACAGGAGCUCACCCCGCCGCGGGGAUUCGAACCGCCGACCAUACGAUCGGCAAGUCCUAGGCGCUGAGGUUUUACCCACAGCGCCCCAGCGUCCCAUCUUUGCUGUAACAGUUUGGUAAUAAACCAAUUUAUUUGGAGAAUCUGUGGUCACCCACGUGUUGCCCACUGUAAGCCCCAUCAUCCCUGGCCAUUGGCCAUCCUGAAUGGGGCUGCCAGAAGUGAGAGGCCAACAAAAUUUGGAGGACCACAGCUUCCCUAUCCUUGGCACAGGUGGAAGCACACCUGUUCACCAAUGAUUGAGUGUCAUGGGAUACCUGCAACAACUUGGGUUUCUGUGAACAGGCUUCUUUUUAAUAUGAAAAGGGAAAGAGUAUAAAUUACAAUUAGAGGGAGGAAGAUGCGUUUCUCUCAUCCAUCCAAACACGUUUUAUAAAUAUGCGUGUGUGUGUGUGUAGAUACACAAACACCCCAUCACUGAUAUUUUAAAAGCUGGGAAGAGGAGGUGCCAUUUGUUUUCUAAAAAGAAGUUUGUGGAAACAAAACCAACAAUUCUUUAUUUCUUUCUGUAGCAGGGCUCUGGCUACUCUGGCAGUCCAGGGGCUCGUCCUUACCCUCCUCCCCCUCCUCCCCAAAACGGCUACCCUGGCUCGGUGAGUAUGAGAAGUCCUUUUCUGUCUUCCCUAUCUUUUCAUAGAAACCAUGUGAGCUGUCUGAUCCUAGUCCUGCCGAUUUCCAUGUCAUCCCUCUGUCCAAACAAGUGCUGCCUAGGACCCCAGCCCAAAUCUUUGGGCAAGGGUCAAUUAUAUAGGCUCACCAAUCAGUGAUCCACUGGGUUGCCAGGCCAGAGGUAUCCCAGACCCUGAGACUUCAGGCCCCAAACCUGAAAUCUAGGGGUGGUGAAAUAUUGCUUGAGGGAUUCUAUGUCAGCUACAACUCCUAAACAGAUCUACCUGAAACCAACAAGCAUGUUUAACACUGAGGUCCAGCACCGAGGGCCUUCUGGCGGUUCCCUCACUGCGAGAAGCCAAGUUACAGGGAACCAGGCAGAGGGCCUUCUCGGUAGUGGCGCCCUCCCUGUGGAACGCCCUCCCAACAGAUGUCAAAGAGAACAACAACUACCAGACUUUUAGAAGACAUCUGAAGGCAGCCCUGUUUAGGGAAGCUUUUAAUGUUUGAUGUAUUACAGUAUUUUAAUAUUUUUUUGGAAGCUGCUCAGAGCGGCUGGGGAAGCCCAGCCAGAUGGGCGGGGUAUAAAUAAUAAAUUAUUAUUAUUAUUAUUAUUAUUAUUAUUAUUAUUAUAUGCAUAGGGAUUGCUUCCAAGAAUAAGACUGUGUUUAAGGUUCAGGGCACCUAAGCAGUUUCAUUUCUGAUGCGGAAACAAACAAGACCAGAUGACAUUUUGUAUUUGUAUUUUUCUAGGAUGACGGUGGACAGAGUGUUGACGCAUGGGUAAAAUAACCUUUAUUUACAUGAAGUUGCGAAUUCUCCUUGCGCCGGGUCUCAAACGGAUGUUUAGGUCUGUGCACCAGCCACAGCUGAGUCCUGAACCAAUUCAAGGGGAACUGGGAGUUGCUUGAGUUGGGCCGAGAUAGACCUGGACGACUGUGGACCUGUCUGGGUAGCUCAAAGCAAUCUGGGGUUGUCAGGGGGAAGGGCAUCAAGUGGGAAGCAGAUGCAAGCACUGGGCAGGGAACUGGCUGGAUUUUCCUGGGAGAAGGUAGCCUCUUUGAGUAACCAGUGCCUAUUUCCUUUCUAGUGGGAAGAGCUCAUCAACAGUGUAGAAGUAAGUAUUGAGAAGGGUCUUCUUUCUCUGGCUUUUUCAUACAAUCUCAGUGCUGAGAAAGAGGUUAGCUGAACAAAGAGAAGGGAAGUUGGCUAUUGGGUUAGAUUGUGUGUUUAUUUGAGCCACUCCCAUCUAGCAGGUAGCAUGCCAAUACUUGUAUCAAGAUUACCUGGGUCCAAAUCUCAGCUAGGAAAUUCCCUGUGUGACCUCUUGCGCAGCCAGGUUUACCUCACAGGGUUGACAUGAUGAUUAAUAGGGAGGAUUAGUUAGCCUGUCCUGAGCUUUUCGAAGGAAGGCAGGAUGAAAUGGAACCACCUUCUUCUUCUUCUCCUUCUCCUUCUCUUUCUUCUUCUUCUGCAAUCACUUGUAGCCGAGUAAGAUUGUCUUCCAUAAACACGGUUUUAAAAGUGAGUCCGUAAGUGACUGUGGAGGCCAAUCCUGGAUCUACACGUCCUUCCACAGUAAGGAUACAGUGGUACCACAGGUUACAUACGCUUCAGGUUACAGACUCCGCCAACCCAGAAAUAGUGCUUCAGGUUAAGAACUUUGCUUCAGAUGAGAACAGAAAUUGUGCUCCGGCGGUGCGGCGGCAGCAAGAGGCCCCAUUAGCUAAAGUGGUGCUUCAGGUUAAGAACAGUUUCGGGUUAAGAACAGACCUCCGGAACGAAUUAAGUACUUAACCUGAGGUACCACUGUAUAGGUUUCCGGAUGGGAGUUGAUCAUGCUGAAGGUUUGCCAAGCGUGCCUUCCUCUUAGCACGUUUCUCCCUUUCGUCCUGUGUUCGAGUGUCUUCAGAACUCAUGACACUUUUGGUAAAGGCUGUUCUCCAAUUGGAGCACUCCCAGGCCAGUGUUUCCCAGUUGAAAUAGUAUAUAAGUGAAUGGAAACCAUCCCUUUUUAGCACUGCUGUUCAGGAUUUUCUGGAACUGUUAUUUACAUAAGAAAAGACCAUGGGCUUCAAGUGAAUUUGUGCAAUGAGUAUUUUGUCCAGUCUCUGGCCAAGGCCCUUAGAUUCCGCAAGCAAUUCUUUCUGGGGGUUUGUGCGUAUGAGCCUGAGCUUCUCGUUUCUCUUGUGAAGCCAACAGAAACAAAUGAUGAAUUUUUACAUGACUACUAUUACUACUGCUAAUAAUACUGCUAUUAUUUGUAGAAGGAGUUCGGCGGCAAAAGACAAGUGAGUAUAAAUCUCAUUUCUCCAAUUGUGAAAGCUGCAACUUGGGGAGGAAAAUUGUCCAUAUAAGUAAAAUGUCUUAAGACUUUAUCGGGCUGGUAAGGGACUAAACAUUAAAUGAAAAAUAAUGGAAUGGGAAUCUUGAUGUGGCUGGAGGACUUGCAGCCUUCCUUAGAUUUGGACGCUACUCCUGGAGCUGUGUGCAAAUAGAAUUUUCUUGGGGGGUGGCCAACACUUUUUUCAAGGGGGAAGGGGGAGAAAAUAAUGCACCUCAGACAUAUUUUCAGAAAAUGCAUCUUCUGAUACAUUCUGUUCCAGUUCCGUGGCCUAAACUUGAAACUAAAAAGCCCAUUGUGUGCUUAAGAAUCAGUGUGUGCUAAGGGGUCUGGGUGCCUAGGCAGGUUCUUUUCUCAUACUGAAACAAACAAGAUCAAAUAACAUUUGCAUUUUUUUCCCUUUUUGUAGAGUUCUUCACAGUCAAGCCCAGGACUGGUAAAAUACAUUUUGUUCAAUUAAGGUUGUCAUUUCUGUAUCAAGCUGGCACUAAGAUUGUGGUCCCUUUGAUUCUAAUUCAACUCCCACGCUUAGAAUUGUGCUCUAACAAUGCAGUCCUAUGCAUAACCUCAGAAGCAAGGCUGUCUGCACACUGUACCUUUAAAGCCAAUCCAAAGCACCUUCUUUUCCUUAAAGAAUUCUGAGCACUGUACUUUGCUAAGGCCUUGCUGGGAAUUGCAUUUCUGUGAACGGCAAACUACGUUGAGUGCGCUUUAAAGGUAUAGUUUGCACACAGCUUAAGUCCCAUUGUUUUCAGUGGAGCUUAUACUCAGGUCAGUGUCCAUAGGAUUCUAGGCUAAACAUACAUCUCAAUACACAAUCCUGCGCAUGCCUAUUCAGAUGUAAGACCCGUUGAAUUCAAUGGACCUUGUUCCCAGGAAACUGAGUACAGGAUAUCACCCACAGAGCAUCAAAGGAAAGCCGCGAGAGGGAAGUAUGAGGACUAGUGGUCUAUUUUGGGGGAAGAGAUGGAGUAGGUACACGCAUAAAAGACCCAUGGGUACAACCCAACAAGAAUUUGUGAUGAAUCCCCAUUGAAAAAGCUCUGUAUACGAGUCCUUUGGUUUCAACGGGUCUUAGUUGUGACUUCCUUUUCGCUGGGCCGUGGCAUUAACUGUUUUAAUGGUCGUCACAGUUUUGUGCUAUUGUUCUUGCAAGGGUGCGAUUUUGGGAAGGGUUGCUGGGACAAACAUGAAGAAAUGCAUUUACAUCUGGGAUCUACCUGACCCCAGGACCCUUCCGCUGACAUUCUAGAUGGGGCAGCUGACCCCUGCCCUCGCCUCUGCAUGCAGCUUGCUAGGUGAAUGUGGAACCAUGUGAUAUUCAUGUGGAAAUUGGUGCUGUGAACCAAUGCUGUCUGGCCAGUUCAGGUGUUGGAUUUGUACACAUAUAGCGCUCAUGAGAUCUCUGGCCAUUGAGCCAACUGCUCCUUUCAGGAGGAGCCUGAAUUCAGCUUCUUCUUUUGCUGGAGCCGGACAAGAAGAUCCAGUCUCUUUGAAUAACUGAUGUCCCUUUCCCUUCUAGCUUGCAGGACUAUUUGGAGGCAGGAGAAAACAAGUAAGUAUAUGGAAGCAGCUUUUUACUCUCUUUGGCUAUUUUGUAUAAUCUCAGUAUCUAGUGAAACGGGUUAGCUGAAGAUGGAACAUAAGUGUACACUCGGGGCCUGCUUAAACAUUCAGCGGGAUCAAGACCACAGACAUUAAUUGCAUUUGUGCAAUUAAUAUCAUGUCUUAGAAUCAUAGAAUUGUAGAGCUAGAAGAGACCCCUAGGAUCAUCCAAUCCCCUGAAAUGCUAUCCCAUACGGGGAUCAAACUUGCAACCUUGGCACUUUCAGCACCACGCUCUAACCAGCUCAGCUAUCCAGUCUUGUUUGGGGCUACGUCCCUCAGAUGCUCAGGAAAUUCUUGCUGGGGAUAUGUGUUUAUGAGCCUGAGAUUCCGUGCCAUUUAUCAUAUGGAAGCCAACAGGAAUGAAUAAUGUCUAUUUUAUUUUGGUUUUGGCCCUGACCACGGGUGGCGAUGAGCGACAGAAGUCUAAUUUCUCUCAAUUGUGAAAGGUGUAAUUUUUGAAGGGGGAAGUGUGCAUAUAAACGUGUUGAAAUGUAUAAAGAUUACGUUGGGCUAGUAAGGGCUAAACAUUUAAAUGAAGCAUAAUGGGAUAGGACUUUUGGCUUGAACUGACUACAUGUAGCCGUCCUUAGAAGUGCAGGCUGCUACUAAACUGUGUGAAGAUGCCAACUUGAUAUAGAGUAGGGAGACAAAUUUACAAAGUGGGCUUCUUUUUCAAGGAGGAAAUGAUAAAUCUCAAAAAAAUAAUAAUCUCAUGAUAAUCUCCCCCCCCCCCCAAGGAACCCUGUCUCAGCUCUGUGACCUAAACAGGUUUACUUGGAAGUAAUAAGCCCAUUUGAUUACAAAAAAUAAAUGUGUGUUUAAGAGUCUGUGCACCCAUGCAGUUUAUUUUCCCAUGUGGACACAAACAAGAUCAAAUAAUAUUUUUAUUUUUAUUUUUUGUAGAGUUCGUCAAACAGAAACCAAGGAUGGGUAAAAUAACUUUUGUUUUCCUGAGGCUGUGAUUUCUGUGUCAAAAUGCCACUGAGAUCCUAGUUCCCUUGAUUCCGAUGCUGCUCCAAAGGCCAUGUGUGCUUAGAACCAUGCUCUAACUAUGCUAUCCUAAGCAUAUCGCCUUGGAAUUAAGUCCUACUGUGUUCAGCAGGGCUUAUUCCCAGGUAAGCAUCUAUAGGAUUGCAUCCUUAAUAUAUGAAUUGCUGCACAAUCCUAUGCAUGGGUGCCUACACAGACAAAAGGCUGCGUACACGCCAUAUAUUUAAAGCACAUUCAAACCACAUCUUUCCCUGUCAAAGAAUCCUGGGAAUUGUAGAAUUAAGUUUUACCGGGAAUUGUAGCUAUGUGCUGAGUAAAGUUUUGUUCCCUGGACUCUUUGGUGGGGAACGUGUGCUUUAAAUGUAUGGUGUUCAAUGGGACAGCAAACUGGGGUAUAAAAUUUUACCUUCAGAGCAUCAAUGGAAAAUCUCAAGAGAAAAAUGUAAAGGCUAGUGGUCUGUAGAGGGGAAGAGAUGUGAUAGGGACAGGCAAGAAAGACCCAGUGUGCACAUACAUAAUGAGAAGUAGUGGAUACAACGCAUCACAAGAAAUAAAAGGUACAGUGCUUCAUGAAGAGCUCCCCUUGUAAAAAAGGCAAAAUGUGAGCUUCCUAUCUCUUAAGAUCUACACUGAUUUCCAUGAGACUUAGCUAUGACUUCUUUCUGAUGGAUUUAACUUGCCUUAACUGCUUUGAUGAUUGCUGCGGUAUUAAGUGUUCCACCUGUCCUAUAAGACUUCCCCUCUUUGCCCAAUGGUAGGGCUGGCCCUGGCUAUUAUGUGGUGUAGUGGUUAAGAGUGGUAGACUCGUAAUCUGGUGAACCGGGUUUGUGUCUCCGCUCCUCCACAUGCAGCUGCUGGGUGACCUUGGGCUAGUCACACUUCUUUGAAGUCUCUCAGCCCCACUCACCUCACAGAGUGUUUGUUGUUGAGGAGGAAGGGAAAGGAGAAUGUUAGUUGCUUUGAGACUCCUUCGGGUAGUGAUAAAGCAGGAUAUCAAAUCCAAACUCCUCCUCCUCCUCCUCCUCUUCUAUUGAAUACAAAGUGGGAAAGCUGCACAGAUUAAGACAGGAUGGGGAGGCAGGGGCGCCAACUUGAAUAAAAUAUUGUGGGGGGCCAGGUAAACCCCACCCCACAUAAUCACAUGAUGCAGUGCACACAAAUCAUUUGAAUGGGAAUGCCCAUCAACUUUGUAGGGCCCCGACCCCUUCAAAUAUUUUAUGGUGGGGAACAAAGCCCCCACAGCCUGUAGGAGUUGGCUCCUAGGGUGUGGUGUGGGUGCUUUCCUGCCCAAGUGGUUCAGGAUAUAUGAAACCCCAAAGCGAGAAAGGCAGGGGUGGGGGAGUUGCAAGGAAAAAGUGAAGGCAGCAAAUAGAUGAGAAUCCCCCUUUUCCUUGGAAGAAGUUGCCAUAGAGGUUCCAAAAUGCAUGGUUGUGUGAGGCAUUUCCCAUCUAUAUGCCACUUACUGUUACAAAUAAAUUGUGAAGCGGUUUAUGAAAACACACACAAAAAAGCCUUUCUGAAUAAUCUAUGUUUCCCCUCCCUUCUAGUGGCAAGAUUUUACACCAGUAAGUAUGCAGAAGGGUCUUUUUUCUCUGGGUGUUUCCUAUCCCCUCGAUAUCUAAUAUUGAAAUGGGUUAGCUGAAUGGAAAGGUGAAGUUGAGUAUUGGGCCAAAUUACUAGCAUGUCACAACUUGAAGCAAGAAACUGCAAAACAUGUCACAUGUAAGCUGUUCUGGUUAGAAGAUGAUGAUGAACGUUACUAAAUGUAUUGCCACCCAUCACCAUCCAGUCCCCGAAUUUAAAAUUCAUAACUUAAAAGCAAUUAAGGUACAGUAUAGAAUGAGUCCUGAAAGCAUACAUCACAAGGGUCAAAGGCCAAGAUGAAGGGAUGCAUGAUUAAUCUUAACAUAUGUGAACAUUAAGAGGAAAGCUUUGUUCCCGUUUGGCUUUGGAAUAGGACAUUCCUGGACCAAAUCAGACUGGGAUAUUUUUUUCUCCUUGGUUGGUUGAAGGUGAAGAGAGAAGAAAACUUUGUUCUUUGCACUUCAGUUAGGAUGUUGUUCAUCACGCCACAAGCUGUAAUAUAAAAUCAGCAUCAUAAAUGAAUUAGGCAGGAUUCUUUGAGAAACAGAGAGUUAAAUUGGAAUGAUCCUCUAACUUGGGAAUUGGCAGACUUUAGGCCAGGCUUCCUCAACCUCGGUCCUCCAGAUGUUUUGAGACUACAAUUCCCAUCAUCCCUGACCACUGGUCCUGCUAGCUAGGGAUCAUGGGAGUUGUAGGCCAAAAACAUCUGGAGGGCUGAGGUUGAGGAAGCCUGGUUUAGGCUGUUGGGAUCUACUUUGUUUUUACUAGAAUCGCAGGAGCCACCAAACAGAACCAGGCACCAAAGACAUGCACUUAGAAAUACAAUCGUACCUUGGAAGUCAAACUAGUUUAGUUUAGUUUAGUUCCCAAACGUUUUGGCUCCCAAACGUCGCAAACCAGUUUGCGAACUAUUUUGGGAAGCCGAAUAUCCGAUGGGGCUUCCAAUUGGCUGCAGGAGCUUCCUGCAGCCAAUCAGAAGCCACACUUCGGUUUCCGAAUGUUUUGAAAGUCGAACAGACUUCCAAGGUACGACUGUAACUCCACAUCUCAGAAUUUGUUCUGAGCAGUAGUGGUCUGUGCAGAGAGGCAAGGGUACCGUAUUUUUUGCUCUAUAAGACGCUCCAGACCACAAGACGCACCUAGUUUUUGGAGGAGGAAAACAAGAAAAAAAAUAUUCUGAAUCUCAGAAGCCAGAGUAGCAAGAGGGAUCACUGCGCAGUGAAAGCAGCAAUCCCUCUUGCUGUUCUGGCUUCUGGGAUAGCUGCACAGCCUGCAUUCGCUCCAUAAGACGCACACACAUUUCCCCUUACUUUUUAGGAGGGAAAAAGUGAGUCUUAUAGAGCAAAAAAUACGGUACUUACCUGACCUCUUAUUGCCAGUGUACUUGCACCUUACUUGGAGACUACAAGGGAGAGGGGAGAACUGUGUGAUGCAAACAAACCAGCUGAGCAAACCUGGAGCUCCUGCCAACCUCCCUGCCACCUCAACCCUCUCCCCUCCUGGUAAGACACAGCAAUGCCAUUGGCAGGAGGUCCAGUAAGCACUGUUCUGCCUCCACUUCUGGCUCCUCCUGGUUCUGAGUAUAACUGCGCUCACCAUCCUUCCACUCACAAAUCCAUCCCUGCCUCCCCCCCCCAUCCCAGCUUCAGGUUUCUUUAUUUCAGCAGUUUAAGCCAAGUGACUGUGAUAGGUCUCGUUUUUUUCUGGUUGUGAAACUGUAUGUUUUGGAGGAGAAAGUGUGCACAUGCAGGGGGAAAUGUGCAAAGGUUAUAUCAGUUUAAUUUCUCAUGCGGAAGCCAAUGGGAAAAAAAUAACAUCUAUUCCCCCCCCCCUUCCUUCUUGUAGCUUGGUUGGUUCGGCAGAAGGAAACAGGUAUGACAGGUUUCGUUUCUUUGAUUGUAUUCUCUUCUCCUUGUCCUUUCUUUGGUCCAGCACCUUGAAUAUGUGAGCUUAUGAUCCAUCCCUUUCAUAUUCAUGCACAUGGACACACACAGAGAAUUAUUGUGUCCUUUCUUUCCCUCUUCAAUUAUUGGAUCUAAGUUAAGCAUGUAUAAUCCUGGGUACAAUGCCUUGUGCUAAGGUUGCUACUUACAUAUCACAAAAAAAGAUGAUACAGACCUGCAUAAUUUAUUUGUAGAGUUGGAAAUUAGAGAUCAUUUCUCUAAUUUAUUUGUAGAGAUCAUUUAUUUGUAGAGUUGGAAAUUAGAGAUCACAAUCUUGGGGAAGAUUGUGGCCAGGUGGCCUGUGUGUCUGCUCAGUCUGAUGUCUGUGGGCUACUUCAAAAUAUCUGCUUUCCCUUUUAGCAGUACUUUUUCUUUAAACUGGACUGGACUGGUUUGAGAGUCCCUCAAACAGAAGAUUGAAAGGCAACAACACAGCAAAAAUACAAAUUCUGUAGUUUUAAAAGACACUGUAUGCAACAUAUUGCCACUACACUGGUACCUCGGGUUACAUAUGCUUCAGGUUACACACGCGUCAGGUUACAGACUCCGCUAACCCUGAAAUAGUGCUUCAGGUUAAGAACUUUGCUUCAGGAUGAGAACAGAAAUUGUGCUCCGACGGCGCGGCGGCAGCAGGAGGCCCCAUCAGCUAAAGUGGUGCUUCAAAUUAAGAACAGUUUCAGGUUAAGUACGGACCUUCUGAACGAAUUAAGUACUUAACCUGAGGUACCACUAUAUAUAGGUCGAGUUAAUUGUGCCCCCCUUUUUUAAAACAAAACCCCCCUGAAACUGUAAUUUUGGAAGGUAAAAGAGCACAUACUAAGAGAAUACGCAAAGAUCGUAUCAGGCUAGUAACAGGCGAAACAAUAAAAUAAAUACAAUAGGGUGAGAUUGAAGUUGAUGGACUUACUUUUGUAGGCCUUCCUUAGAUGCUAAAUUAGAGUUGUGUGCAGAUGGUCUCUUAACACUUGAUAAAGUCUGUGCAGAAAAUUCUGCAAAAUGGCCUACUUUUCUGAGCUUGGGUGGGUGAGAAAAAAAUAAAUCUCAAAAAUGUUCUUGGAAAAAGAAUCUUCUGAGGAAUUCUGGCUCAGCUCUAUGACCAAAACAUAAUAAGCUCUUUUAAUUUUAUUGGGGGUUGCUUCCAAUAACUAAGAGUGUGCUCAAAGAUCUGUACACUUAAACAGUUUCAUCUUUGAUGUGGAGAGCAACAAUAUCAAUUAACUUCUUUCUUUCUUUUUUUGUAGACUGACGACAGCCCAAAUUGGGUAAAAUGUUUUGUUUUUAUUUUUUUAAAAAAUGUACCUAGCAUUGUGAUUUCUGCAUUAAGUUGACACUUAUAUCCCAGUCCCCUUGAUUUCAAUGCAGCUCCCAAGUUAUAUGUGCUUAUAGGUAAAAGGUAAAGUUAAAGGAUCCCUGGACAGUUAGGUCCAGUCAAAGGCGACUAUGGGGUUGCGGCGCUCAUCUCACUUUCAAGCCGAAGGACCUGGCAUUUGUCCACAGACAGCUUUCUGGGUCAUGUGGCCAGCAUGACUAAACCGCUUCUGGUGCAAUGGAACACCGUGAUGGAAACCAGAGUGCACGGAAACACCGCUUACCUUCCUGCCACAGCAGUACCUAUUUAUCUACUUGCACUGGCGUGCCUUCGAACUGCUAGGUUGGCAGGAGCUGGAACAGAGCAACGGGAGCUCACUCCAUUGCGGAGAUUUGAACCAAUUGCACUCUAACAAUGGAAUCCUACGUAUUCCCUCUCAGGAUGCAUAUGCAAUAAAUAGAUAAAUAAAGUAAGCCCCACUGAGUUCAAUGUAACUUAGUCCAAAAAGACAUUGGGUGUAGAAUUUUACCUUCGGAGCGUCCCAGAAGAAAAUUUUCUAGGCUAGUGGUCUGUUGGCAGAUGAGACAGGCACAGAAUAUGCACCUAUACCUUAAGAAAGAGUGGGCACAACACAAUGAUGUGUGACAAAUUCCCAUUUAAAAAAAAAAAGAGAGAGAAACCUGGGCUGUGUACACAUUGCCAUUUACUCUGGCUUGAUUGUACCCCCGCUGCUGGUUUUUGACAUUAGCCACAUCCCCCUAUCUGUCCUGUAGCUUCUUGAGAUAUACUGCCAUUUGACGCACCUCCUCUCAAACCAUCUUCUAUCCGAUUUGAAAAUGGCAGCCACAUGCCCUUUGCACCUAAGCUGGGCUGUUUAGAUUUUGGGGCAGCUGUUGUGAAUGCACAGGUGACAGCUUAGUGCAUAGGAGUGAGGUAGUGGGCUUAAAGCAGCAGGGAUGCCAAACAAGGAAUGCGCAUUGGGUGAAGACAUCCCGGCCUCCUCUUUAGCGUGUACAGCAAAAUGCUAAUGUGACCUGAAACACAGUGGGGGGGUGGGAAGAACCUCGCUGCAUUUUAAGUCGCUAACAUGUACGAAGCAGGAGUUGUUACUUCCUUCUCUCGUGGGUCAUGGUGCUAUUUGUUUUCAUGAUUGCCACAGUUUUAAGCUCAUCGUUAUUCUUGCAGGGCUGCUUGGGGAGAGUUGUUGAGACAAACAUGGAGUCUACCUGACGCCCAACACCCUUCUGCUGAAAUUCUAAAUGGGGGAACUGACCCCUGCCUUCCUCCAGGGAUGUCCUAGGAGGGGCAUCUUGCUAGCUCAGUGUGUGGAAGCAUGCAAUACUUACGUGGUGCUGUGCACAACGUACACGGCUGAUUCCACACAUGUAGCGUCCUUGAGAUAUUUAUCCUUAGAGCCAACUGGCAGCUUUGGAGAUGGAGAGGCUAAACUGAGGUUCUCCUUUCUCAUAUUGUUGAAGAUCCCACCUGGCUUUCAGGUGUGCAUCGCAGCCCUUGCUGUACGAGUUGCUGGAUUGGGGCCUUAGGCAGGGCUUGCUAUAGACAUUUUCCUGGCUGAGGCAGAGCACCAGGUGUGUGUCUCUCCCUCCUCUACCGACAAUUUCUACCUUUUUGUGACACCCAAGACCUGACGUCUGAAGUGGCUACCUCACUUUGCCUAAAGUUAUGAAUGGCCUGGCUGUAGAACACAGAGAAGGUGGGUGGGGCAGGUCCCCAUGCUGCAUUUUUGGUUCUGGAUGUGAGUUUACCAUCUUAACCCCAUGUCUGGAAGCUCUCCUCUUUGAAUAACCUACAUUCUUUCCCCUCCAGAUGAAAAGAUUAUUCGAGAUGCCGGUAAGUAAAUGGAAAGGAUUUUCUUCUCUGGUUGUUUCAUAUAAUCUUAGUGCCCAAUACUGAGACGUGUUAAGCGGAAUGAAAAGUUGUAAAGACAGCUACUGGGCUAAGAUAUAUAUACUGUAUAUAUUUAAAGUCUGCUAUACCAGGCAGCAUGUCAAGUGAGAUGACCGGGAUCCAAAUCUGAGCCACAGUACUCCCUACAUGACUUCUCUUUUAGCCUGGUCUACCUUAGAGGGUUGAUGCAAUGAACCUUCAUUGAAGAAAAAUGAGAUAAAAAUGUAAUAUAAGUGGAUAUAAACCAUGUGGCGAUCACACAGGGUCCCCGGACGUUUCACCGUCUAUUGAUCCCUGUGCCACCACUUUAUUUCUCGCUGCAACCACCCAGGCCCUACCUGGUACAAUACUGAGUCCAGUCAGGGUUAAAUUGGACAAUAAAUUUCUGUUUAUUUAUUGCAGUUUAACAAGCGUGUGGUUUCAUAAAUGGUAUCAGUCAAUUACAAUCAUAGGGUGCCUAUCCAGACCUAUAACUUCCGCUACCUGCUCUCACUCACUUAACCACCUCUCAGAUAUUUACUUGUCUUCCUAGCUCCUAACUGUUCCUGACUCAGCUUAUUUCGCUACACUAACUCAACCUACCCACAGACUUUAUCCCAAUUCACUCCCACUCCAAUCAACCACCCACCUCUCAACGGACUGCCCUUUCGCCCCUCCCAGAGCUGGUUUUAUAGUCCCUCUGACUCCACCCGCUGGGUUCUGAUUGGGUAAUUUGUUUAACUAUUUCACCUCCAGCACUCUCAUAUGUUCACGUCACAAACCACCCCUUAUCUCUCUUCCCACCGCCGGCCCUGGGGCAGUUUAUACAUUCAGUGGAAUCAAAUAGGGCUGUCCCACUUCAGGCUACAAGUGGUGGGUGGAGGAGUUUACAUCUGAAUGCUCCUCUAACUCAGACAUGGCUUUGCUUCCACUAGAAUCCCAAAACCCACCAAACAGAACUAGAUGCAAAAGACACAGAUUUAGAGUUAAGUAAUUCCAAACCCAGGAAUUUGUUCUGAGAAGUAGGGCUCAGCUAUUGUACAUAGAUGUUAAAAAACUUGGAGACCACUGUGAAAUCCUGAAAUGUCCCAUUGUAUAAUUCCUCAGUGUUGUAAUUCCUCAGUGUUGCCUUCUGGGAUAUGUUAUCUACAUUGGAGUAGGAUGGCUGAAAUACAGUACCCCUAAUCCCCAAAGACCCUCUAUCUAGAAGGUAACCAUAUUUAGUGAUAACAAAACCCACCAAGAGAUCCAGAAGGAUGUCUUGUUCGCACUUACAAAGUUAAGAAACUCUGAAUAAUUUAUUCCUUUUUCCUUAUAGAUGGAGCUCGUAGAAAGAGUGAAAGUAAGUACAGUAUAUGGAAAAUGCUUUCUAUAUUAACAGAUUCAUAUAAUUUCAGUGUCUCAUCCUGAGCCAAGGGUUUGAGUAACGGAGUGUGUGUGUGUGUGUGUGUGUGUAAAGAUUGGUACUGGACUGGAUUUGAGCCAGUGUGAUAUAGAGAAUGACAGAACUGUAGUAGUGAAACCUUGAUUUAAAUCACUGAUUAGCCAUGUAUGUACCCAUGUAAACUUUUGGGUCAAAGAUAAAAUACUCAGAAAUACCGGUAACCUAUUUUCCACAUUGUAUUUGUCCUAUAACACAGCUGAUCAAAAACCACAACAAAAACUAACAAUGGCAGACACAAAUCAUACAUGCAUACAUACGUCAAAUUAUUUAUGCAUUUUGUAACUUAAAAUUAAUGCUAAGAUCCACUGAGUUCAAUGAGACUGAUUCUCAGGUUUGCAUGUAUAAGAUUUUUAGCUAAAUCUGUAAAAGUUAAGCAUUUCUGGCAACCUACUGAAAUUAAACCAGUCAUUCCAAUACAUAAAUAUGGCUGUGCUGGCUGAGGCUGAUGGGAGUUGUAGUUCAACAGGUCUUAAUGUUACCACAUUGGGAAAGGGGUAGCACACCAGACCCCAUGUCUCCAACACAGCCAGACAGAUGUUUCCUGCUUAAGCAAAAUUCCUGAGUAGAGUUAUUCAACCAUGGGUGGUGUUUGUUCUCAGAGAACAUGACAGGUCUAUUUCUUGUCAUUGAGGGCCCAUCCACAGUUUCAUUUGUCCCAUGAUUUCAAGGGAUUUCAAGUCACAAAUUCGAGAGGUGGCUGUUUGUUGUUUUUGCUCUGCCGCUUUCCCUGGGGAAACCUCCUGCUGAAUCGGAAGAAACAGAAUCCACAGCAAAUCCAAUGGGCCCUGAAAUAAUGGGCACCUUUCUGCUACCUUAGGAAUCAUUUUAAUGAAGUGCUACUUAAAGUAACUCCUACUGCCCCCCCCUUUAUUUUAUAGGAAGCGUUUUCUAGAAAGAAUUCUCAAAACGUAAGUACUGCCGGGGGGGGGGGGGGAGGAUGUUCGCAAUUUUGCUAUUCCAAAGGCAAGCAAGGUUUGGCAUGAAUGUGAAGAGCCUUCCAGUUCUCUUCUUAAGUUUGCAGCUAGAGCAAUUCCACAGCUUUUUGUCCCAGAGAAUGAAAAGGUCACAUACCGCCACGAUCACCGGAUGUGUUGGAUUUGUCAGGUUGACUUUGAUACUCCUGGGCAUGGUCAAUGAAUUGGCUGUGGGCAAAGGAAUUGGGCAUUUGCGUCUUUCUAAAAGAACAGAGGGAAUCGGUUUGCCAAAGCUGCGGUGGUUGAAACAUUCAAACACACACCGGGGAUCAAAAAUCUGUUUGAUUUUAGUUCACGGUAAUUGGAAAUGUACAUGCAGCUCUCAAAUCAAAUUCUUUGUGAAAAGGUAUUGGAUCUCACAUAACAAGUGGGCAGAAGGUCCACAUUUUUUCUAGCCAUCCUCUGGAAAAGCUGCCAGACUUGUUUAGAUGUGACAGUGUUUACAUUGCAGUACAAUCUUUGUAUAAAAGACUGGCGAUUGCUGACAAGGUACUGUAUAUGGCAACAUUGGUGCAUUUCCCCCUAGAAAAAUAGGUGCUGGUACCCAUCUCGAAGUUGUUAUGGUAUGUGUCACACUUUUUAACAACAACAAAAAGAGGUACCAUUGAGUACCCCCUGGGCAAAAUGAAAGCAAGAGGAGGCAAGGUACUAUACCAGUCUGUGAUACAAAUAUUGUACUGCAACAAUACUGUCUGAACCCAAAUAAAUCACAAUCAAUGAGUAUUUUUUAAAAUAUGGGAAGGCAAUAUGCGAUUAAAAUAUUUGAGGCCAGUAUUGUUUGGAUUUUGCAGAAUAUCUGAGAGAACAAAUGGUACCAAUUCAGGGGGGAAAUGGCUAUAAAAGCGUUGGUGAAGAACUCAGGUUUACCAGUGCACAAUGGGUAAAAUAACCCAGUUUAAUGAAAGCAAUGAUGAAGAAAAUUAUUUAUUACCUGCCCUCCAACCCAAGGUCCCAGGGCAGGUCCCAGCAAUUGAAAAAAAAUGUUUAAAACAAUUUAAAACAAAUUACAAUCAUAAUGAUAGGGUGGGUCCCAAAAAUAAAGAUCUCAAGUGUCUGAGGCAAGGGUAGAAUGAAGUGUCUCCAGGAUUCUUCAAAAACUGCUUAGUGAAGGCACCAGAUGCACCUCUGUGGGGAGGGAAUUUCAGAACGUAGGGGCUGCCAUGGUCUGAGAAUGCCUUUUCUCGCCCACCACCACUGAGCUUCUGAAGGUGAUGAAACUACCAAGAGGUCUCUCUCUGCAGAACUUAAUACUUGAGAGGGACUGUAAGGAAGAAGGUGUUCUUUCAGAUAUUUGGGGCCCAAGUUCUUUUGAGCAUUAAACACUAGUGUGAGCACCGUUUGGGGCUGGGAACAAACUGGCAACCAAUGCAGAUGUUGUACAACAGGGCUCAUGUCUAAAUGAAACCCUAGCCAGCAAUUUGACUUCAUUUUGAACCAAUUGAAGUCGUCUUCAAAAGCAGCCCCACCUAGAGCACAUCACAACAGUCCAGGCUGGACGUUAACAGAGUACAUAGUACAGUGGGCCAAAUGGGGCCAGAGCUGGGGAACCAGCUGAAACUAGAGCAGGCAAUCCUAGCCAAUGAGGCCACCUGAGCCUCCGCUGAGAGCAUUGGCUACAGGAGAACCUCCAAGCUAUGGACUUGUUGCUUCUAGGAGAGUGCAACCUUGUCCAGAACAGCCCAUCUCUCCACCUCCUGGAUUUGAGAACUCAGGACACAGAAUACCUCCAUCUUUUCAUAAUAGCUCUCUUAAGGAGCUGAAGUAAUUAACUCUUCAUUUGUUUCUUAUCUUUUUCUUUCAAGAAUAACCGCUAUCAAUGGCCGUUCCAGGUAAGAAGUGCCAAUUUUCUUUCCUGAUUUCCUGAGAUCUUUUCACGAAGGGUGGUGUAUAAAUUUGACUAAUAAUAAUAAUUGCAUUAACGUAAACAUUUGUGCAUAAAGCCCAACAAACAACUCCUGGCUUCUUUGUUUAUUACUUUUCUUAUGACCAAUUCACAUGUACUAUAUGUACACUGUUAGGGACAAAAUGUUGGAGUUCUUUUUUUUAAAAAAAAUAAUCCUAUGCAUGACAAGAUCAUUCAAGAGGCCACCACUGCCUUAUACUGAGUCAGAUCAUGUGCACCUACAAUAUGCCAGCAAAUUCCAUCUGCUGCCUUGAAAAGGGGUGAAAAUACAAACAUAGCUGUUUUUAGAUUCCCCUAUUAUAGUGCCUAUUAUAGUAAAUUAUAGCACCUAUUAUAGCACCUAUUACAGUGGUACCUCGGGUUAUAUACGCUUCAGGUUACAUAUGCUUCAGGUUACAGACUCCGCUAACCCAGAAAUAGUGCUUCAGGUUAAGAACUUUGCUUCAGGAUGAGAACAGAAAUCGUGCUCCGGCGGUGCAGUAGCAGCAGGAGGCCCCAUUAGCUAAAGUGGUGCUUCAGGUUAAGAACAGUUUCAGGUUAAGUACGGACCUCUGGAACGAAUUAAGUUCUUAACCUGAGGUCCCACUGUACAGUGAAUGGGGAAAAGUUGGGCCUUGCUUUUAACAGACUGUAUUUGGUCCUGAUCCCAAGUUGAAUUAUAUAUAUAUAUUUUUUAAAUGAUAUUUAUUACUUUUUCAAAAUUUCCAACACGGCACUACAAACACAGAGAAAAAGAAAAAAAAAGAAAAAACAAUACGAAUGAACUAACAAAUCAAGCAAAAACAAACAAAAACAAUUUAAAAACACCUCAAACAUUUUCAAUAUCUUAUAUUUCAUUCACUUAUUUCCAGCGACUUCCUCACACCUCCCUUUUUGUAUUCCACUUCUAUUAUUUGUUUCAGCAAUUCCUUUCCAUCUUACUCUGUUUUCUGUUCUAUAAUUAUCUUAACACAUUCUAGCCAUACUUUUCCUUUAAUUUUCUAUUAAUCUAUUUAUACUUAAUUCAUUAUGACAUUUCUACUAAAGCCAUGUAAUUUCAUUCCAACAUUUUUCUAACAUUCCUUAAUUUUACAAUAUUUCUAUAAAUAGUCUUUAAACUUUUUCCAAUCUUCUUCCACCGACUCUUCACCCUGGUUUCGGAUGUUGCCAGUCAUUUCCGCUAAUUCCCUAUAGUCCAUCUUUAUUAUGAAGCUAAAAUAACAAUCCAGUAAGGAAUAUGAAAUAAAGGAAAAUGAAAAAAUACAAAAAACAGGGUUCACAGAGACUACACAGUGAAUCUGAAAUAGUACAAAACAAAUGUUAUGAACACCAAGUAUAGCCAUAUUUCAUUGGGACUUGCCUUCCGCAUGUUUGGCCUAUCAUGUAAGUAACAAACGGCAGACAAAUGGAGGUAAAAUUCAUAGGUUUAGCUGCACCCUUAAUUUAUACACCAGUUUCUCAGAAAUGAAAAUGAUGCAAACAGUUCCUUCCUUUUCUUCUUCAGCCUCCCCAACAACCUCAGCAGAAUCCAGGAGCAGCCGUAUAUUUAUAUGCUGUGAGGAUUAAUUUACUACCAACAGGAUUUCACAUCAUUUGGGUUGUUUUUGAAAUGUAAGCAUUUCCUUCCCUUUCUCAUUUAGCCCGCUCCUCCACCACCAAAUCAAGGAAAUGGACAGCCUGUGAGUAUUAGUUUCUUAGAACAAGAUUUUAAGUCUUUUUAUUUUAUAUGCAAGCAUUUACUUUCCUUUCUCUUUCAGGGUUCUCAGCAAUAUCCAGGAUAUGGACCGCCUGUGAGUAUAAGGCCACUUCGAGGCUGAUGCUAUUUUUGGAUGGGGCUCACUCACAAACUAGCAAAUUCAGGUUGCACAGUUAAAGCUGAUUUGAAGCCCUUAUACAACAUUCCUUCCUCCACCCCUCUGCAAAUUGGACUGUUUGCAAUAAGGAAAGUAACAGAAAAAGCGUGGGAUGACACUAGCUUGACACACUUUUAUAACCUCCCAGCAAACAAACCAUAAUGAAUGCCCAACAAACAUUCCUUCCUUCUCUUUCAGCCUCCGUCACCAUAUGGACCAUAUGGACCACCUGUGAGUAUCAGUUUUCUAGAAACAAGGUUCUGCAUAAUUUGCAUUGUUUUUUGAGAUGGAAGCAUUUUCUUCCUUUUCUCUUCCAGCCUCCUCCACCCAGUGGAAACGAUCAACCUGUGAGUAUUCAUUUCCUACAAGCAGGAUUCUUUAUAUUUUGCCCUCUGUUGCUAUAGCACAACAAAUCCACUUUAUAAAAGAAUUUGAGGCUAUGUCCACGCUUCCAUUGAUCAUACAUUCACUGCAUUUCCAGUACUGUUUUUUUUAAUUCCAUAUUCACAUGGCAAUAUAUUAAAUGCAUGGGCACCCUGUAAAUUGUUGUGAAAUAUUACCGUUUGAUGCAUUGUUUCUCAAACGAGUUUCGGGAUGUUUGGAUUAAGCCAUUCAUAUGACACUAAGCUGUGCUCGUGUCAACAGCUAGAUGGAAAGUGCUGUGAAAUGCUUUAAGGUGCUAAUGUGAACACUCCCUGACUCUUUGUGGUUUGGAAAGUGAAAUGCAAGGAAGAAAUGAUUAAUGGGAAGAUGAAGGGAGGGGGGAGCAAACCAGGAUAAAUGCAGGAUGAAUGCUCAUUAUCGUUUAACUGCCCUACGGACAAAUCAGAACAAAUGCUCAAUAAAGGCCAGGCACAGUUCGCAAAAACUUUGAGAAGCAAAUCAGGAUGAACACUCAAUAAACAAGUAAUCUGGAGAAGCACUUGAUUUCCUACAAAAAGUAUUUUAUAUUUGUGUAUUGGUUUAGAAUGCAAAUGUUUUCUUCCUUCUUUCUUUCAGUCUUCGGUAUCAUUUGGAAUAUAUGGACAACCUGUGCGUAUUAUUUUCCUACCAACAUGAUUUUACAUCAUUUGCAUUGUUUUUAAAAUAGAAACAUUUCCUUCCCUUUCUCUUUUAGCCUCCUCCCCCACCAAAUCAGGGAAAUGGGCAGCCUGUGAAUAUUAGUUUCUUUCUUCUUCUUUUUUUAAAUGAUAUUUAUUAAAAUUUCAAAGGAUACAAAAAUUACACAAAAACAAAAAGUAAAAAUACAAAAAGUAAAAAUACAAGAAAACAGAAAAUACAGAAAAAAGAAUAAAGAAAAAACAAAACAAAUUCAUUAUUUUCAGACCCUUAACUGUCAUUGCCUUCUUUCUUAGACCUCCUCCUCCUCCCUUCCUUUGUAUUCUAGUUAUUAAUUAUCCCAGCAAAUCCUUUCCUUUCCAUGUUUCAUAAAAUUCUAUCAUUACAUUACCCUCGACUAAUUUAAUCCUAUCUUUCUAUAAUAAAAUAAACCUUAAAGUUUAAAACUUAAGUCUUAACCUUACCAGCUUCUUGUGAUCAUAAUAUUCUUUCAUAAUUCUUUAUGCAUCUUUACUAAAGCCAGGUAAUUUCUUCCAAAAUUUUUCUAUCAUUCAUCAACUUUAUAAAACAUUCUAAUAAUAAAGAAAAAGAGAAAGAAAGAUAUAGACAAGUCCAAUCUUUAUCCAACGUCCCUUCCUCCUGGUUCCGGGAUUUGUCAGUCCUUAUUCCCAUCAGUCUAACCCGGUAACCUUAUGUCCGAGGCCCUCAGGUCACUUCCAUGGCCCUUCCGCGGCUCUUCUUCAUACUUAUAGCUGUAAUUUCCCUUAUCUCCUCGUGAUAACUCCAGCUUGACAAUGUCUCUUGCUCGUGGUAACUCCAACUUAGCAAUGUUUUUAACCCUUCUCGUCAGAUCAGACCCUUUUCCGUAUUCAUCGCUGCAUUCCAUGUAGUAUUUAAAAGCAUGUUUCAAGGGCCCUCCAAAGUUGAGAGCCCCCACAGUCCCAAACAUAUCGCAGCCCAUUACCAUAUUUAAAAAGUCCAGACAUCCCAACAUAGGGGGGUCAACCCAGCCCCCCAUUUCCAAGCCACACCGAACUUUCCCUUUCCAGAUCUGGCUUUUUCCAAGUUCAUUUGUCCAGUCCGAAGGAUCAUACUCCUGUUGGGUCUGUUCUGUCAAAACACACUCCUGAUUUAAUGCCACAAACUCCUGUUCUGUCAAAGCACACUCCUGGUUUGAAUCCUGAGUAGGCUCCACAUGUUUUCCCACAGUCUGGUCAAGACAUUCCACUGCCUGUUAAGAUUUCUAGUCGAAAUGGCCAUCUGGUUCACCUUAUCAUGUAAUUCUUCCAGUAGAGCAUUUGUUUUGUAAAAAACGCACACCAAGGCUUCUGAAAACAUUGUCCUGCACAGUCAAACACUUUCCCAUGGUUAUUUUGUAACAGCUGUCAAAUCCCUGGAGUUAGUUACAGUUUCAAAAGCUCCCCCUAGGGGGAAGACUUAUAUUUAUUUUUGCUACAAAGUUUCCCUUUUUUUCCCAAAAUACUUAAGAUACUUUGUCCAUAUAUAUUCCUUUAGAAUGCGAAAGGGAACAGUAGAAUCACAAAGUUUCUCUUCUUUUAGCUAUCUGUCAAAAAACAAUUAUCUUGGUAAACUCACGUCAGUCCUGACACCCCCGCUCCAGGAUCAGGACGGAGGAAAAUAACUUCCUUUUGCGGUUACUUCAAAUAGUCCAAAAAAAAAUAUUCCCAAUGUUGAAAUCCACUCUUUUAAAGACGAUUUUCAGAGCUCUAGUGUAAAUUGCCUUUGCUUUGUUCUAUUUACAAAAGAACGGAAGGGUGACUUCCUGUUUAGCCCUUCCCGCUCCGUACCAAAUUCAAUAGAUUUUUUUUUAUAGUCCGAAUCUGUCCUUUUCACAAAUCUUUAUUUGAUAUCCCAUUUGUUCAAAUUCUAAGUACUCACGGGUGUUUGUUUUAAAGUCCAAAUUGUCCCAGGAAAGAAGGCAGCGCUCUCCGGCAGCAGCUAUGCGGCUUUGCUCCACGGAAAUAGCGAUUGACUCACAGCACCACGCCGCUUCCCCCUCCUCACUUCGGAGCCCGUUAGUGGGUUCCUUAGCGGAUUGGGUGGGGCGCUAAAGGUGCCCGCCGAGUCCCACGGUCACAGGCUUCAUCCGCCUGUGAUUUUGAAGGGGUCCCCGCUUCGCCGUAGCGGAGUAGACCCUGUUUGCCGCGGAGCCUGUCCCUCCAGUUCAGAGGGAGUCCCCUCUAAGAAUAUUAGUUUCUUAGAAAAAGAUUUAAAGUCUUUUUAAUUGUAUUGGAAUGCAAGCAUUUUCUUCCCUUUCUUUUUCAGGGUCCUCAGCCAUAUCCAGCAUAUGGACCGCCUGUGAGUAUUAGGCCACUUUCAAAUUGAUGCUAUUUUUGAAUGGGGUUCAGUCACAUACCGACAAGUUCAGGAUGAACAAUUAAAUUGAUUUGAUGCCCUUGCACAAUGUUCCUUCCUCUACCCCUUUACAAAUUCGACUGUUUGCAAUAAGGAAAGUAACAAGAAAAGUGUGGGAUGACACUAGCUUGACAAACAAUUUUAUAACCUCCCAGCAAACAAACCACAAUGAAUGCCCAGCAAAUAUUCCUUCCUUCUCUUUCAGCCUCCCCCACAAUAUGGAGGAUAUGGAUCAUUUGUGAGUAUCAAUUUCCUAGAAACAAGAUUCUGCAUCAUUUGCAUUGUUUUUGAAAUGGAAGCAUUUUCUUCUUUUUCUCUUCCAGCCUCCUCCUCCACCCAGUGGAAAUGACCAACCUGUGAGUAUUAAUUUCCUACAAGCAGGAUUCUACAUGUUUUGCCCAAUAAACAACUGAUGUUGUUUUCCAACCCCCCCACAAAUUUUCUGCAAAUGGUUCAGGUUGAAUGUUAAAUAAGGAGGCUGGCUGCAACCUUAACUUCUUACAAAUCAGUUUUGCAAUCAUUCCCAUCCCCUUCUCUUUCUCCUCUUCUGUAUUAGGGUGCCUCUGGAGCGUCAGUAUUUUACAGGAGGGAUUCAGGCACAUAGCAGAACUUUAGUUUAGAGCAAUUAAAGCAGAUUAAAGGCAUCUGUUGCUACAGCACAACAAAUCCACUUUAUAAAAGAAUUUGAGGCUGUGGCCACACUUUUGUUUAUCAUACGUUCAUUUCAUUUCCAGUGCUGGUUUUUUAUUCCAUAUACACAUGACAUUAUAUUAAAUGCAUGGGCACCCUGUAAUUUGAAAUGUGAAAUAUAGUGGAGCCUUGGGUGUUGAACGUAAUCCAUUCUGGAAGACCAUUUGACUUCCGAAACAUUCGACAACUGAGGCACAAUGGGCGGUCUGCAAUGUCAAUGGAGAAAAUUGAGAAACGCACCUCGGAAGCCAUUCGAUAACGGAAGCAAUUACUUCCGGGUUUUCAGCGUUCGAAAACCGAAACAUUUGGCUUCAGAGACACUUAAAAACUGAGGUUCCUCUGUAUUACCAUUUGAUGUAUUGUUUCUCAAACCAGUUUCAGGACAAUUGGAUUAAGCCAUUCCUAUGACACUAAGCUAUGCUCAUGUUAUCAGCUAGAUGGAAAGUGCUGUGAAAUGCUUUCAGGUGGUAAUGUGAACACACCCUGACUCUUUGUGGUUUGGAAAGUGAAAUGCAAUGAAAAAAUUAUUAAUGGGAAGAUGGGGGGGGAGCAAGCAAAUUGGGAUGAAUGCAGGACAAAUGCUCAUUAUCAUUUAAUUGCCCUAUAGACAAAUCAGAACAAAUGCUCAAUAAAGGCCAGACACAGUUUGCAAAAGCUUUGAAGAAGCAAAUCAGGAUGAACAUUCAAUAAAUAAGUCAUCUGGAGGAGUACUUGAUUUCCUACAAAAAAUAUUUUGUAUUUGUGUUUUGUGUUGGAAUGUAAAUGUUUUCUUCCUUCUUUGUUUCAGUCUUCCGUAUCAGUAGGAAUAUAUGGACCACAAGUGAGUAUUAUUUUCCUACCAGUGUGAUUCUACAUCAUUUGCAUGUGGUACUCUGGUUACGAACUUAAUUCGUUCCGGAGGUCCGUUCUUAAGCUGAAACCGUUCUUAUCCUGAGGCGCGCUUUUGCUAAUGGGGUCUCCCGCUGCGUGUGCGCCUCUGGCGCGUGAUUUCUGUUUGCAUCCUGGGGCAAAGUUCACAACCAGGAGCAGCUACUUCUGGGUUAGCGGCCUUCGUAACCCAAAGCGUUCGUAACCAGAGGUACCACUGUACAAGAAUUUCCUUCCCUUUCUCUUUCAGGAGCCUCAGCCAUAUCCAGGAUAUGGACAGCCUGUAAGUAUUAGGCUACUUCCAGACCAAUGCUAAAUGGGGUUCACUCACAUACUGACAAGUUCAGGUGGUACAAAUUGAUUUGAUGCCCUUGCAGAGGAAUCUUUCCCCCACUGCUCUGCAAACUGGACUUUUUGCAAUAAGGAAAGUAACAGGAAAAGUGUGGGGUGACACUUGCUUGACCCAAUGUUUUACUACCUAUCCGAAAACAAAUCAGAAUGAAUGCCCUAUAAAUAUUUCUUUCCCUUUAUCUUUCAGCCUUCACCAGCUGGUGAAAAUCAGCAACCUGUGAGUAUUAAUUUCCCUACAAACAGGAAUUUACAGCUUUUGUAUUGUUUUGAAAAGCAAAUAUUUCCCUUUUCCCCCCUCUUUCAGCCUCCCUCGCCAUAUGGAGGAUAUGGACCACCUGUGAGUAUCAAUUUCCUAGAAACAAGAUUCUGCAUCAUUUGCAUUGUUUCUGAAAUGGAAGCAUUUUCUUCCUUUUCUCUUCCAGCCUCCUCCUCCACCCAGUGGAAAUGAUCAACCUGUGAGUAUUAAUUUCCCUACAAACAGGAAUUUACGGCUUCUGUAUUGUUCUGAAAGGCAAAUAUUUCCCUUUCCCCCCCCCUCUUUCAGCCUCCCUCGCCAUAUGGAGGAUAUGGACCACCUGUGAGUAUCAAUUUCCUAGAAACAGGAUCCUGCAUGAUUUGCAUUGUUUUUGAAAUGGAAUCAUUUUCUUCCUUUUCUCUUCCAGCCUCCUCCUCCACCCAGUGGAAAUGAUCAACCUGUGAGUAUUAAUUUCCUACAAGCUGGAUUCUACAUGUUUUUCCCAAUAAGCAACUGAUGUUGUUUUCCAACCUCCCCAUGAAUUUUCUGCAAAUGGUUCAGGUUGAAUGCCAAAUAAGAAUUCCCAUUCCCUUCUAUUUCACCUAUUGUGAAAGGUGCCUCUGGACUGUCAGUAUUUUACAGGAGGGAUUCAGGCAUGUAGUGGAAUUUUAGCUCAGAGUAAUUAAAGUACAUUAAAGGACUCUUUACUAUAGCACAACAAAUCCACUUUAUAAAAGAAUUUGAGGCUGUGUCCACACUUCCAUUUAUCAUUCAUUCACUUCAUUUCCAGUGCUGGUUUUUUUUAUUCCGUAUUCACAUGACAUUAUAUUAAAUGCAUGGGCACCCUGUAAUUUGUUGUGAAAUAUUGCUGUUUGAUGCAGUGUUUCUCAAACGAGUUUCAGGAUCAUUGGAUUAAGCCAUUCCUAUGACACUAAGCCAUGCUCGUGUCAACAGCUAGAUGGAAAGUGCUGUGAAAUGCUUUAAGGUGCUAAUGUGAACACACCCUGACUCUUUGUGGUUUGGAAAGUGAAAUGCAUGAAAUGGUUUUGGAACGCAAACGCUCCCUCCCUUCCUUUAUUUCAGACUUCGGUAUCAGCUGGAAUAAAUGCACCACCUGUGAGUAUCAAUUUCCUAGAAACAGGAUUUUACAUCAUUCAACUUGUUUUUGAAAUAAAAGCAUUUCCUUCCUUUUCUCUUUCAGCCUCCACCACCUCCUGGUGGAAGUCAACCUGUGAGUAUCAAAUUCUUACAAACAGUAUUCUAAAUAUUUUGCAGUGUUUUGAAACAGAAGCAUUUCCUUCCUUUUCCCUUUCAGCCUCCACCACCACCUGGUGGAAGUCAACCUGUGAGUAUCAAUUUCCUACAAACAGGAUUUUUGCGUCUCUUGCAUUGCUUUGAAAUAGAAACAUUUCUUUCCUUUUUCCUUUCAGCCUCCUCCACCACCUGCCGGAAGUCCAUCUGUGAGUAUUAAUUUCCUACAAACAGGAUUCUACAUCUCUUGCAUUGCAUUGAAAUAGAACCAUUUCCUUCCUUUUCUCUUUCAGCCUCCUCCUCCACCACCUUUUGAAAGUCAGGAACCUGUGAGUAUUAAUUUCCUAGAAGCAGUAUUUUGCAUCCUGGUUGAGCAGUCCAAUGAGGAAGGGGGAAUCUGUGCUGGUAGUACCAGCAAAUCCUGAGCCCUGCCAGUCUUGCCCCAGUCAGCACAGCUAGAGCUCAGAACAAUUUCUGUUAUUAGGCACUGUACUAAAAUGUACAUAAGUUCAUUUAAUCAUGUUUAUACUUCUUAUUGGCUACCACUUAUAUAUUUAAUUUUUAAAUUGCUGCAUAUAUAGGUGAAAAAAAUAAAUCAUGUUCAGGUUUUUUGCAUUUAGUGAUUGGUCAGGAAUUAUAUCCUCUAAGUUUGGUCUUCUUACUCAGGAAAAGAAGUAUACCAGCUUUAGGAUUGUGUUAUGUCUUGCCUCUUUCAGAGUUCUUCAGGGUCUCUGUUCCCCCCACAGAACAUUCUUAGUAAUACAAUGCAAUGCUUCUUGUCAGUUUUAAGAAUGCCUCCUAUGAAUAAGCAAUGGCAGAAAUGAAGCAGAAUCGUUUUAAUUAAUUUCAACCAUUAAUUAAUGUGUUUUCAUUGCUUUCACUUAGAAACAAGUUAGACAUAAACGGGAGUGCAUUCUUUUCAUUAUUCAUCAUUUCCGAAACGCAAGCGCACUUGUUUGGUUUUCUUUUCCUUCACCCUCUUAUGUAGCGUUGAAGUACAGUAAUACAGGGGAAAGCUCAGUUCAAUGCACUUUUAUAGCUUUCAGUGAACAGCCAUUGUAACUUUUCGGAGAACACAAAGUUAAAUUUCAGAAGUACAAUUUCAGUUUUUUACUGGGAGAGCAACUUUCCUUUCCAACUGCAAGGACUGUGCAGCCAUCAAAGAGAUACAAGUGAUCUGGAUGUGGCUCAGUUACCCCUUAGGUGAGCUGGCAGGUGUAGCUAUUAACAGCAUAAGCUGGAAGACUGGAUGCUCAUGGUUCAAGUAGCCCUGUGAAUAUGAGCAUAAUAACAUCAACUUGGGAUAGUAGUAGUUUAUUGAGAUUAAUUGUGGCACACUGGUUAGAGUCACUCCACUUUAGCAAAUGCAGCCCCCUUGAUAUUUGUUUGAGGGGGCCCAGCACGUGUGUGGCAGCUUCAGUGCUCAGCUCCUCCAGACGUCAUACAUGUGAUGCACCCCAGACCCCCCUAAAACUUGGGGGCAACCUGGCGCCUCUGUUUUCUUCAGUUGGCAGUUACAUAUGUGGCAAUAAGGGGAAGGGGAUAUGGGAAAUAUAGCCACAUGACAAUGAAAUGCAAAAAAGAACAGUCUGCAAUGAUUCAGUAUAAAACCUGAUGAACAAAAUGGUCAUUCACAGCAGCUGUAAUUGUGAACACAAUCACCCCUGCUCUGCUGUGGGGCAGGAAGUAAUUAAUGUUACAUCUGCAGUAGUUACGGAAAAGAAGUGUUUUGGAGUACAAAAUAAGGUUUUGUGUUUUGAAAGACCCAUCUGUUUCAAGCUCUCUUUAAAUCUUUAUGAAUUAAAGCUUGAAAUAGAUGGAUAUUUCGAAAUGAUCUUGUAAUCUACCCAAAUACUUUGACUUUUUAAAAGCAAACUUCUUCUCCUUCAAACUGAAGCACUCGGUGAAAGAUUCCUGACACCCACUCAAAAAAGAAACAGCAGAUUCUCCUCAGAUCUAGUUGUUUCUUAUUAUAAUGUGUACUUUCCCUUUUUUACAACAUGCUUAUAUGUCCAUGCCCUUAUUGCCCUAUCCAUUCCUCCUCAAAAGCCUAGCUUGAGUAUUUCCUGUACCUUUUCAGGAUGCAAUCAUUUGUAGGAUCCACUUGAUGUCCUCAGUAGCCUCUUACUUAAUCUUUUCAAGCACUUUCUAAAAUAGUGACUUAAUGAUGCACCCUCACCCACUCCUUCUAGCAAUUACAUGAUGAUUUUUCCCCCGUGAGUUCAAGCGCAUCAACGUUGUUGUUGUUUUGCACUUGGUCUGAGAUGGUUGCCUGCAUUUUGUUUUUCCAGGCACCAUAA